AAUAGCAGCCUUGCUUCCUGGGCUCCUCUCUGUAUCCUCCCCACCUCCCCAACAAUAUGCAUCCUGCCAAUUUGCUCAGCUCCUGCUGCCUCCUCCUGCUCCUAGGGGCGCUGCCUGCAUGGGCAGCCAAUGAUGACCCCAUCGAGAAGGUCAUCGAAGGGAUCAACCGGGGGCUGAGCAAUGCAGAAAGAGAGGUGGGCAAGGCCCUGGAAGGCAUCAAUAAUGGAAUCACUCAAGCCGGAAGGGAAGUGGAGAAAGUUUUUAAUGGACUUAGCAACAUGGGAAGCCAGGCCGGCAAGGAGGUGGAAAAGGGGCUCAACAGCGGCUUGGACAAGGUAUCCCAUGGGAUCAACAAUGGCGUUGGACAUGCAGGAAAGGAAGCAGAGAAGUUUGCCCAUGGGGUCAACAACGCUGCUGGACAGGUUGGGAAGGAGGCAGACAAAAUCAUCCAUCAUGGGGCCAACCAGGCGGGAAGUGAAGCAGGGAGGUUUGGUCAAGGGGCCCACCAUGUUGCGGGGCAGGCUGGGAACGAGGCUGGGAGGUUUGGCCAGGGAGUCCACCAUGCUUUUGGUCAGGGUGGGAAGGAGGCGGAGAAGUUUGGCCAGGGAGUCCACCAUGCUUUUGGUCAGGGUGGGAAGGAGGCGGAGAAGUUUGGUCAGGGAGUCCACCAUGCUUUUGGUCAGGGUGGGAAGGAGGCGGAGAAUUUUGGCCAGGGAGUCCACCAUCCUUUUGGUCAGGGUGGGAAGGAGGCAGAGAAGUUUGGUCAGGGGGCCCACCAUGCUUUUGGUCAGGGUGGGAAGGAGGCAGAGAAGUUUGGUCAGGGAGUCCACCAUGCUUUUGGCCAGGGUGGAAAGGAGGCAGACAAGGUUGGCCAGGGAGUCCACCAUGCUUUUGGCCAGGGUGGAAAGGAGGCAGAGAAGUUUGGCCAGGGAGUCCACCAUGCUUUUGGCCAGGGUGGAAAGGAGGCAGACAAGGUUGGCCAGGGAGUCCACCAUGCUUUUGGCCAGGGUGGAAAGGAGGCAGAGAAGUUUGGUCAGGGAGUCCACCAUGCUUUUGGCCAGGGUGGAAAGGAGGCAGAGAAGUUUGGCCAAGGGGGCCAUAAUGUUUUAGGUCAGGCUGGGAAGGAAGCAGAAGAGUUUGGCCAGGGGAUUCACCAUGGGGUUAAUGAAGCCUGGAGGCAGGCAGAGAAGUUUGGUCAGGGGGCCCAGCAUGCUUUUGGGCAGGGUGGGAGGGAGGGAGACAAAGUGGUCCAAGGAGCUCAUCAUGGACUUAGCCAUGCUGCAAUGGAGGCACAGCAGUUUGGCCAUGAUGGUUAUUAUGCCGCCGGGCAGGCUGGGAAGGAGGGAGAAAAAGUAAUCUCGGGUGUCCAUCCUGGGGCCAACCAGGCCGGGAAGGAGGUGGGACAGUUUGGCCAGGGACUCCACCAUGCCGUUGAACAGGCCGGAAAGGAAGCAGACAAAGUGGUCCAAGGGGUCCACGAUGGGGUCAACCAGGCCGGGAAGGAGGCAGAGAAAUUUGGCCAAGGGCUCAACAGUGCUGCUGGUCAGGCCGGAAAGGAGGCGGAGAAACUUGGCCAAGGUGUCCACCAUGCUGCUGGCCAGGCCGGGAAGGAAGUGGACAGGUUGCAGCAGAGUGCUCUUAAUGGGGUCAACCAAGCCAGCAAGGAGGCCAACCAGCUGCUGAAUGGCAGCCAUCAAGGCGAGGCUUCCGGCCAACACGGAGGGACCGCAACCACCACAUUAGUAUCUGGGGCCUCGGUCAACAAGCCUUUCAUCAACUUACCGGCUCUGUGGAGGAGCGUCGCCGACAUCAUGCCCUAA
Molecule: messenger RNA, 1820 nt
Organism: Castor canadensis (American beaver)
Lineage: Eukaryota; Metazoa; Chordata; Mammalia; Rodentia; Castoridae
Source: RefSeq, a predicted model, not a curated record